Molecule: messenger RNA, 981 nt
Organism: Coturnix japonica (Japanese quail)
Lineage: Eukaryota; Metazoa; Chordata; Aves; Galliformes; Phasianidae
Gene: CLDN10
Product: claudin 10
Cellular component (GO): membrane; bicellular tight junction
Molecular function (GO): structural molecule activity
Source: RefSeq, a predicted model, not a curated record
UACCCAGUCCCUGGGUUACAGAGAAACAUGCUAGGAAUACAGAUUAUAGCUUUUAUAUUUUCUUUUUGUGGGUUAGCAGCCACGAUUGCUGCUACUGCAUCGAACGAGUGGAAAGUCACAAGCCGAGCAUCAUCUGUUAUCACUGCAACCUGGGUUUUCCAGGGUCUGUGGAUGAACUGCGCGGGCAACGCACUGGGUGCUUUUCACUGCAGACCUCACCUUACUAUCUUCAAAGUGGAAGGUUACAUCCAAGCCUGCAGAGGACUGAUGAUCUCCGCUGUCUGUCUGGGUUUCUUUGGUUCCAUUUUUGGACUGGUUGGGAUGAAGUGCACAAAAAUCGGCGGCUCUGAUCAAAAUAAAGCAAGAAUAGCUUGUUUAGCUGGACUGAUUUUCAUACUGUGUGGGCUGUGCUCCAUGACUGGUUGUUCCCUGUAUGCACACAGGAUCACGUCUGAGUUCUUUGAUCCUUCUUUUGUUGCACAGAAGUAUGAAUUAGGAGCAGCUUUAUUCAUUGGAUGGGCUGGAGCUUCACUCUGCAUCAUUGGUGGCAGUAUAUUCUGCUUCUCAAUAGCUGAGAACAGUAAAUCUCCAAGGAGAGCGUAUGCAUAUAAUGGAGCCGCAUCUGUGAUGUCAUCUCGUACAAAGAUCCACAACAGUGUCCCAGACAAAACCUCACCAAAGCACUUUGACAAGAACGCUUACGUUUAAGUGUACUUUUCUAAGAUCCAAAGCCAGUUUUAAAAAUGAGUUUGUAUGUUUCAUUCAGGGUGAUUUCCCCCCUCCCCAAAACACAAUGGAAUUACUACUAAGACAAUGAAUUUGUAAGGUGUUAUCUCGCAGCUUUUUUUCCACGUCGAUGUAAAUUUUGUUAUAUUUUAAGAUUGAUGUUUGUAUUAUAAAGUUUAUACCUGCAAAUCAUGCAUUGAUGCUGCUUUCUAAAAAAAAAAAAAAAAAGGAAUAAAAAUAAAGAGGGUAUUUACA